This is a messenger RNA of Aspergillus puulaauensis, 309 nucleotides long. Its product is annotated as SBDS family protein. The coding region runs from base 1 to 309 and encodes 102 amino acids. Lineage: Eukaryota; Fungi; Ascomycota; Eurotiomycetes; Eurotiales; Aspergillaceae. The record is from RefSeq and is a predicted model, not a curated record. The transcript is spliced from 2 exons.
AUGGCCCGAGGGAACACAAUACAAUCCAAAGUUUUCUACAAAGGACAGACUGAAGACUUUGUCAUCCUGGUUGAAGAUCCUACUGCUGUGAAGGAAUGGAGAAAGGAUCAUUCUAUUCCAUUAGCGCAGGUGCUCGACGGGUGGAAGAUAUUCACUGCUCAACAUGGACCUCAAGGGAUUCAUAAUGAAGCCAGCAAUGCCACACUUGAGAACGAGUUCGGAACAUCCAAUGAUGACGAAGCUAUCUUGAAAAUAUUGGACCAAGGCGAAAUUCAGGAGAACAUCGUUCGUAAAUCCCUCUCACCCUAA